This is a messenger RNA of Moneuplotes crassus, 1161 nucleotides long. Lineage: Eukaryota; Ciliophora; Spirotrichea; Euplotida; Euplotidae. The record is from the annotation of a GenBank genome assembly.
UCAACAGAUUAUUGAAUAAAUUUAAAAUAAUAUGAGUGUUAGAAGAAAACAACUUGAGAGAAGAAGACAAAGAGUAGCUAGUUCAAUGAGCCAAGCUUCCAUUAGUCAGCUUAAGGGCAUGAAUUCCAUCUUGAAGAACCCUGGAGAUAAUAAUAAUGCACAUAGAAACUUCUUAAACUCAGUAGUCAGAUUUUCAUCUAACCCUCAUGCUGAUAAAAGUUUAUCGAACAUGUCAGGUUCCAGGAAUAUGUUGAAUGUAUCUCAACCUGUCAGUCCAGUUCACCAAGGAAUUAUUGGUCAAGAGGCAAGGGAUAGGCUAAAUAGUUCUAUGAUCGUUCGGUCUUCAGCAAGCAUGAUGAGCUCAACCAGUAGUCAAGAAUUCGUCAAUAUUCGAGCAAGACCAAUUAUAAUCAAUGAUACUAAGCCUAAAUUUGAUCCUGAUAAGCUACAGUACGAAGUUAAGAGAACUUUUUAUAAGAAGAAUAGAACGGCAACUAUGAAAGGGAAAACAGGUAAAUCAUGGCUUGAUGUAGAAGCCAAAAACAGAUCCUUUGCUCCUCCGCCAGGACAUUACGACAUCAAAGAGGCUAAAUCUGAUAAGAUGGGUUUUCUUAAGAGCAAGAGGGUGACUCAGAUUCAGGAAUAUAUCAAGCUGAAUAAGUGGAAACUGGCUCCAGGUGUUCAUUAUAAGAGCAAUUCCUUCAAAUCAACACUCAUGGGAAACAGGAAUGGAAUUAUGCACUCCAAAGUUCAGAGAAUGGGUUACAUAGAUGAAGCAGUAGUCAGAGGCCAGCAGAGUCCAGCAAGCAUAUAUAAAAAGGAUUCAAGGCAUACUAAGAAAAGGCAGCUUUAUGGAAAUUUCUCUAAAGGCGCAAAGCGAGAGUCUGAAUUCAAAAUCAAAAAGGCUAAAUCAGGGCCAGAUGAUUAUAAUUAUGCAGAAGCUUUUAAUAAGACGCAAGGGAAAUCUCGCCAUUGCUUUUUCUCAAAAGAAAAGCAGCCAGUCAAAGCAGGAUCAAGUAAAUUUUCCGUACCUGGUGUCGGGAGUUACCUCAAGGCUGAGAGUGGAUUUGAGAGGUUAAGUCCUAAACCUCUGUCUAUUAGAAAACGGAGAUGAUAAACACAAAUCUGGUUUAAAUUUCUUCUUAAUUCAACUUUAUUUAA